This is a messenger RNA of Gossypium raimondii (Peruvian cotton), 3979 nucleotides long. Its product is annotated as starch synthase 3, chloroplastic/amyloplastic. The transcript has 16 exons. Gene Ontology annotation, molecular function: starch binding; alpha-1,4-glucan glucosyltransferase (UDP-glucose donor) activity. Bases 214 to 3702 code for a protein of 1162 amino acids. Lineage: Eukaryota; Viridiplantae; Streptophyta; Magnoliopsida; Malvales; Malvaceae. The record is from RefSeq and is a predicted model, not a curated record.
AAAUUUGAGGGUUUUAUGGCUGAGAUUCUAGGACUCCACUCUCCCUGUUCCUGUCUAACUAAAAAUUUUGGAUUCUUAUAAUUAUUUUAGGAUGUGGAUGUGAUGAUCAAAUUCUUGAAUGAAUGAAUCUACAGAUCUUAGUGGAGCAGAAAUCUUCCCCAGAAGCAAAAGCUUAAGUACAAAUAUCCUAUUUUGUGUUCUGACAAUUUACCCAUGGAUGUGUCUUUGCAAUUGCAAAGACCGUUGAGAUUCAAAGAGGUGCUUAACCACAGGACUGACUGCUUCAAAAUCAGACCCUUUCUUGGUUCCUUGUCUUUUGCUAGAACUAUACAGUUUACUCCAUGGCGUUGUGAGUGUCUUCCCAGCAGAGUUUCGCUUAGAGUUACGGCUGGUGCAGCUGAUUUUUCAAAGAGGAGACAAAGAAGAUUGUCUACCCGAAGCUCUAAAAGUUCGAAGGGUUUUGGCCGGAAAACAAAAUUAGGAACAGGCAACCAGAAGAGGGAUCAAAAGGAUAAUGGUGAGAAUGAGGAUUCAAACAUUCCGACAUUGAGUGAGUCUGAAGAGUCUAACCAGACAGAAAUGGAAUCAACAGUUGCUGUUGAUGAAGAAUCAACCAUUGCACUUUAUCAAAAGAAUAAGGUAAAUGAAAGUGAAAAGGAAGAGUUAAAAGAGGAUGUACCAUCAAAGACCAAAAGCUACCUGAAUGCAGAAAACGGAAGUGCAAGGAAGGUUGUUGAAGAUGUUCUGGGGUUACAGAAGAAAGAAUUAAUUUUGGAAAAUGAUACUGUGAGUACAUCAAGAGAUGCUGCAACCUAUGAAGGAAAGCAUUUCACUGAUUACGCUAUUACUGAAGAGAAGCAUUUGGCUGGUACAGAAACUGAUGGAACUGUUACCGGAAAGGAUGAGAAAACAAUUGAAGAUGCUUCGGCAAAAUUGAAGUUGGAGAUGGAAGAAAAAUUGCGUAAACAGGAAAUUGAGCGCCUUGCUGAGGGAAACUUCUUGAAGGGGAACAAAAUUUUUGUUUAUCCUCAGACAGUAAGACCAGAUGAAGACAUAGAAGUGUUCUUUAAUAGGAGUUUCUCCACUUUAAAUGAUGAGCAAGAUAUUCUAAUCAUGGGAGCCUUCAAUGAUUGGCGAUGGAGAUCAUUCACUAUGAGGUUGAAUAAGACUUAUUUCAAAGGGGAUUGGUGGUCUUGCCAGAUUCAUGUUCCAAAGGAAGCUUACAAGAUGGAUUUUGUGUUCUUUAAUGGGCAGAAUAUCUAUGACAAUAACGACAAACAGGAUUUUUGCAUAAUUGUGGAGGGUGGAAUGGAUGUGUUUGCAUUUGAAGAUUUCUUGCUUGAAGAGAAAAGAAGGGAACUAGAGAAACUUGCAAAAGAGCAGGCAGAAAAGGAAAGGCAAGAAGAAGAGCAAAGAAGAAUAGAAGCAGAGAAGGCAGCAAGCGAAGCAGAUAGAGCACAAGCAAAGGUGGAGACUGGAAAGAGGCGAGAAAUAUUGGAACAAUUGAUGAAACAGGCUCCGAGAUCAGUUGAUAACAUUUGGUUCAUAGAACCUAACGAAUUCAAAGGGGCAGACAAGGUCAAGUUAUAUUAUAACAAAACUUCAGGCCCUCUUGCUCAUGCCAAUGAGCUUUGGAUUCAUGGAGGACAUAAUAAUUGGUGCAAUGGAUUAACAAUUGUUGAAAAGUUUCUCAGGUCAGGUAGAGAGGGUGGGGAUUGGUGGUAUGCAGAAGUUGUUGUACCUGGUCGUGCCCUUGUGUUAGACUGGGUAUUUGCUGAUGGACCACCUAAGGUUGCCACUAUAUAUGAUAACAACAACUAUCAAGACUUCCAUGCUGUUGUCCCGAAAAGCAUUCCUGAAGAGAUGUUUUGGGUUGAGGAAGAACACCAGAUAUUUAGGAAGCUUCAAGCAGAGAGGAAACUAAGAGAGGAGGCCAUACGCGCCAAGGCGGAAAAAACAGCACGUAUGAAGGCUGAAAUGAAGGAAAGAACAUUGAAGAGAUUUCUGCUUUCCCAAAAACAUAUAGUUUAUACCGAGCCUCUUGAUGUUCAUGCAGGAAGCACUGUUACAGUUUUUUACAAUCCUGCUAACACAGUUCUUAAUGGAAAACAUGAAAUAUGGUUCAGAUGUUCAUUUAACCGUUGGACUCACCGUAUGGGUCCAUUACCACCUCAGAGAAUGUUGCCUGCAGAUAAUGGUUCGCAUGUAAAAGCUACUGUCAAGGUUCCAUUGGAUGCAUAUAUGAUGGACUUUGUAUUCUCUGAGCGGGAAGAUGGUGGAAUGUUUGACAACAAAGGUGGUAUGGAUUACCAUAUACCUGUUUUUGGAGGAAUUGUGAAAGAGCCACCUAUGCACAUUGUGCAUAUUGCUGUUGAGAUGGCCCCAAUUGCAAAGGUUGGAGGCCUUGGUGAUGUUGUUACGAGUCUCUCUCGUGCUGUUCAAGAUUUAAACCACAAUGUGAACAUCAUUCUUCCAAAGUAUGACUGCUUGAACCUUAGCCAUGUGAAGGACCUACAUUACCAAAAAAGCUAUUCUUGGGGUGGCACUGAAAUUAAAGUUUGGUUUGGUAAAGUGGAAGGCCUUUCAGUUUAUUUUCUGGAGCCACAAAAUGGAUUUGUUUGGACAGGUUGUGUUUAUGGUUGCAAAAAUGAUGCAGAGAGGUUUGGCUUCUUUUGUCAUGCUGCUCUAGAAUUUCUACACCAAGGUGGACUUCAGCCUGAUAUCAUCCAUUGCCAUGACUGGUCUAGUGCCCCAGUUGCAUGGCUAUUUAAGGACCAUUACAUGCAUUAUGGUCUUAGCAAAACUCGGGUUGUCUUCACCAUACAUAACCUUGAAUUUGGAGCGCAUUUCAUCGGAAAGGCUAUGGCAUAUGCAGACAAGGCUACAACUGUAUCCCACACCUACUCAAAGGAGGUUGCUGGAAAUCCUGCAGUAGCUCCUCAUCUUCACAAGUUCCAUGGAAUAUUAAAUGGAAUUGACUUAGAUAUUUGGGAUCCGUACAAUGAUAAGUUCAUUCCUGUACCUUACACUUCAGAAAAUGUUGUUGAAGGCAAACGAGCUGCCAAGGAAGCCUUGCAGCAAAGGCUUGGUUUGAAGAAAUCUGAUCAUCCUUUGGUUGGAAUCAUUACUCGCUUAACUCACCAGAAAGGAAUCCAUCUUAUCAAGCAUGCAAUUUGGAACACCUUAAAACGCAAUGGACAGGUUGUAUUGCUUGGCUCAGCUCCUGAUCCUCGCAUCCAAAAUGAUUUUGUGAAUUUGGCCAAUCAGCUGCAUUCAUCUCAUUCGGAUCAGGCUCGCCUUUGUUUGACCUAUGAUGAACCUCUUUCUCACUUGAUAUAUGCUGGUGCCGAUUUCAUUCUAGUUCCAUCAAUUUUUGAGCCUUGUGGACUGACGCAACUGACAGCAAUGAGAUAUGGCUCCAUACCUGUUGUUCGUAAAACAGGAGGACUUUAUGAUACUGUAUUCGAUGUUGACGAUGAUAAAGCUAGAGCUGAAGCACAAGGUCUUGAACCCAACGGAUUUAACUUCGAUGGAGCUGAUGGUGCUGGAGUCGAUUAUGCCCUCAAUAGGGCUAUCUCUGCUUGGUAUGAUGGUCGGGACUGGUUUAACUCAUUGUGCAAGAGGGUGAUGGAGCAAGACUGGUCUUGGAAUCGGCCUGCGCUUGAUUAUAUGGAGCUGUACCAUGCGGCAAAGAAAUACUAAAAGCCGAUUAAGCAAAGAUGCAAAUCGUUACCAUCUCCCAUAGCCUGUACAUUGUUUACUUAUACCUUUUACUGCCAUAGUUUUAGCACUUAAAAUCAUUCCUCCAUUUUUGUGUAUCAUAAAGCAAUUGGUUCUCUUCAAAAUAAGGGAAAAAAAAAGUAAAAAAGAGAACCAAACGUGUAUCAUUCUCGAGAGCUACAAAUUCUUUUUGACUGCUGUUACUUCAUCUCUAUGAAAUGAUAAAAUAACGUGAAAAAAAAUUGUAUGAAAACACAAA